Oryza sativa Japonica Group (Japanese rice) is the source of this 1932-nucleotide messenger RNA. RefSeq lists its product as uncharacterized. Lineage: Eukaryota; Viridiplantae; Streptophyta; Magnoliopsida; Poales; Poaceae. The record is from RefSeq and is a predicted model, not a curated record.
AGGCCGCUUGCGUGUACGAAAACCCCCAAAUUUUCUUCCCAGAAAGAAACCCGAUGGCGUCGCCGCCGGCGGCCGCGCCGCCUGAGUGGGUUGUAUUGGACCGCUUACCGCUCACCUCCAUCGACCUCCCUAAGGACGGCAUCUCCCUCUCGCUCGUCGCAACCCCGCGCAUCUCGCAGCUCCUCGUGUCCCCUUCGCUCGGCCUCGCCUCAGGCAGCGUCCUCGCCGCUGACCCCUCCGGCAUCCUUCUCCUUUCCAGCUCCGAUCCGUUUCUUGCCGACAGCAAGUCCUACGUUCUCUGGGACGCAGUCUACAAGAUUUCCUUUCCCGUCCCCGCCACCCCCACCGAGACAGGCGCCGCCACUGGCCUCGUCGUGGUUCCCGGAGGAUCCGACCACAUCUACAUCAUGGUCGCGGAGCUCUCGAUCCGUGGCAGCGACGUCAUCCUGCGCUGCUUCUCCACAGACCCUGCCAAGUGGAUCCACAAGAUUCUACAACAACCCCCUCAGUAUAAGCUCCUGUGGUGUUGGUGUAGUGACUAUGCUCUCUCUCACCAGGGGAGGCUCUGGUGGGUAGAUCUCCUGCAGGGCCUCGUUGCUUGCGAUCCCUUCUCUGACAAUCCAGAGCUUCACUUCGUGCCGCUCCCAAGCUGUUGCCGCAACCCCAAUGUGCAGCAGAGCUGUCGCAUGGGUCUGAGUGACAAUCGCCGUGUGGGUCUCAGCCGUGGGAAGCUGCGGUUGGUGGUGCUAAGCCACGCCUCUAACUCUAAGUCCAGGAUCAGAUUAUGGACAUUGGCUGAUUCUGAGGCUGGCCAUUGGACUUUGGACUUCGAUUUGUCCAGUCCUGUAUUUGAUGACAUCUGGACUGACUUGUGUGAUUGGAAGAUUGCCUUCUUCCACCCCAGCAAACCACACGUGGUCUACUUCUCCCAGAAGCAGCAUCUAGUUGCCGUGGACCUGCAGAUGGUUAAGGUUUCAGAGGAAGAUGGUGUUGAGCCUUGCAGCAGCAGCCAUGUUCUUGCUUGGGAGCUCUCACCGUCCCUAAGAACCACUUUGUUAGUGGCAGGUCCAUCGCCAGCACAAGAUACAAAUUCCACCUCCCAUUUUGAUAGUGUUGCCAAUUCUUUCCUUGAGGCAUACAGCUCUGCACUAGUUGACAUGGAGUUUCACCAGUUAGCAACAACUGCACUUGCAUCGCUUAACAAAGAAAAGAAGAGAACGGAGGAAAACAAGUUCAAGCUAUCUGAACGCCUUCUUCUGCAAACCUUUCUGGACCAAACUGAAACAAGCUUGAAGAAAUAUGCCCAUCUGAACUUCUAUGCUGGCACUGGCUCUGAAAAAGUUCUAGUAUUUGCUGAGUUUCACACAGACGCCGUGGGUGACAAUGAGCCCGAUGAGUGGGGCUUAUCUUCAUGCAAACUGUUAAGAAAGAAUUAUCAAGGUGGCCUAUAUGGUGAAGAUGCUGAUCGGCGACUAAGCAUGAGGGCAAAUAAGAGGAAGAAAUCUAUUUAUUGUUUUGCAUGUGCUGCUGAAAUGUUGCAUCCCAUCAAUGGCUUUGAUGGUGGUUAUGCUGGUAUGAGCGUAACCAGGGGCGUGGGUGCUGGGGACUCUCAAGCAGGAGGAGGAGAGAGGAGGAGAAGUGAGAGGAGAGAAGUGAGGGGGAAGAGUGUAACACCUGCGCACCCACUGACUGAACCAGAGGAGUUGAAGCAGAGUAAAACAGAGCAAGGCGGCAAGAAGAAAUACGCUUUCAGCUUUAGAAAACAUAAUAUGUUUAGAUGAAUGACUUGUGGGGCUAGAGGCCAGCUGUAUGGCGAGGGAGGUUAAAAACCCCGUGAUACUAUAUCUGUUCGACAAUUACUUCUCUGUUUCAUAUUAUUAAUCGUUUGAAUUUUUGAGAUUGAAAGUUUCAUUAAAUUUGAGAUUGAAUAUA